Molecule: messenger RNA, 4460 nt
Organism: Thunnus maccoyii (southern bluefin tuna)
Lineage: Eukaryota; Metazoa; Chordata; Actinopteri; Scombriformes; Scombridae
Product: vesicle-fusing ATPase-like
Exons: 22
Coding region: 110-2350 (746 amino acids)
Biological process (GO): SNARE complex disassembly; intra-Golgi vesicle-mediated transport; Golgi to plasma membrane protein transport
Cellular component (GO): Golgi stack
Molecular function (GO): ATP binding; ATP hydrolysis activity
Source: RefSeq, a predicted model, not a curated record
UAUUUUUUCAGUUGGUCUGUCAACGGAGCGUUAAUGCUGAAUUGCACUUGAACGGGAACUAAAAAAAAAAAUAUAUACAAAAAACAAAAAAACAACACAAAACUUAAAGAUGACCGCUCGGAUUAUGCAGGUGGCGCGAUGCCCAACAGAUGAACUGUCGUUGACCAACUGUGCCGUCAUCAACGAGAAGGAGCAACAGUUUGAACAAUACGUGACUGUUCGCAAUUCAACCCACAAGUAUGUGUUCAGCUUGAAGAGGCAUCCCAGUGUUAACUGUGGGACCAUCGCCUUCAGUCUGCCACAGAGAAAAUGGGCAGGCCUAUCAAUCGGACAAGAAGUUGAAGUGUCCAUCUACACGUUUGACAAGUCCAGACAGUGUGUAAGCAGCAUGACAGUGGAGGUAGAUUUCCUGCAGAAGAAGAACGUGGACAGCAAUCCUUACGACUCGGACAAGAUGGCCAUCGAGUUCAUCCAGCACUUCAACAACCAGCCUUUCACUAUCGCCCAGCAGCUGGUGUUUAGUUUCUGUGAUAAGCUCUUCGGCUUGCUGAUAAAAGAUAUUGAGGCCAUGGACCCCAGCAUCCUAAAGGGAGAACACGCCUCCGGCAAGAAACCAAAGAUUGAGAUCGGUUUGUUGCUGGCAAACAGUCAGGUGAUAUUUGAGAAGUCAGAGACCUCAUCCAUGACCCUGGUUGGGAAAGCUAAGACCCGAGGGUCUCGCCAGUCUAUCAUCAGCCCAGACUGGAACUUUGAGAAGAUGGGUAUCGGCGGCCUCGACAAGGAGUUUUCUGACAUCUUCCGUAGAGCCUUUGCCUCCCGCGUCUUCCCUACAGACAUCGUCGAACAGAUGGGCUGCAAGCAUGUGAAGGGAAUCCUGCUGUACGGACCCCCAGGCUGCGGUAAAACCCUGAUGGCACGACAGAUUGGCAAGAUGCUCAAGGCCCGGGAGCCAAAGAUUGUCAACGGCCCCGAGAUUCUCAACAAGUAUGUCGGAGAGUCUGAGGCCAACAUCAGGAAGCUGUUUGCAGAGGCAGAGGACGAACAGAAGAGGCUUGGUGCCAACAGCGGUCUUCACAUCAUCAUAUUCGAUGAGAUCGACGCGAUCUGUAAGCAGCGUGGAAGCAUGGCGGGCAGCACAGGAGUCCACGACACCGUGGUCAACCAGCUGCUGUCCAAGAUCGACGGAGUGGAGCAGCUCAACAACAUCCUGGUCAUAGGUAUGACCAACAGGCCUGACCUGAUAGAUGAGGCCUUGUUGAGGCCGGGAAGACUGGAGGUGAAGAUGGAGAUUGGGUUACCGGAUGAAAAAGGCCGUAUUCAGAUCCUCAACAUCCACACGGCACAGAUGCGUCAGUACAAACUGCUGGCCAACGACGUGGACAUUCAGGAGCUGGCAGUGGAGACCAAGAACUUCAGCGGUGCCGAGCUGGAGGGUCUGGUCAGGGCUGCCCAGUCCACCGCCAUGAACAGACAUAUCAAGGCCAGCAACACGGUCGAGGUAAACACCGAGACGGCGGAGAAGCUGCAGGUCAGCAGGCACGACUUCAUGGCCUCGCUGAAUAACGACAUCAAACCAGCGUUUGGUACCAACCAGGAGGAUUACGCCAGCUACAUCAUGAACGGGAUAAUCAGGUGGGGCGACCCGGUGUCGGCGGCCCUGGAAGACGGGGAGCUGCUGGUGCAGCAGACGAAGAACAGCGACCGCACGCCGCUGGUCUCUGUUCUACUGGAGGGCCCACCCAACAGUGGGAAGACGGCGUUGGCAGCUAAGAUCUCUGAAGACUCCCAGUUUCCCUUUAUCAAGAUCUGCUCCCCCGACAAGAUGAUCGGACACUCCGAGAUCGCUAAAUGUCAAGCCAUCAAAAAGAUAUUUGAAGACGCUUACAAGUCACAGCUGAGCUGUGUGGUUGUGGAUGACAUCGAACGCUUGUUGGACUUUGUCCCGAUCGGCCCUCGUUUCUCCAACCUGGUGCUACAAGCUUUGCUGGUCCUGCUCAAGAAACCUCCUCCGAAGGGUCGUAAACUGCUUAUCAUCGGCACCACGAGUCGUAAAGAUGUCCUCCAGGAAAUGGAGAUGUUAGAUGCUUUCAGCACCACCAUCCACAUUCCCAACAUCUCGAGCGGCGAGCAGCUGGUCGAUGCCCUGGAGCUGCUGGGCAGUUUCCAGGACAACGAACGGGCCAGCAUAGCUAAAGUGGUGAAAGGGCAGCAUCUUUCGAUCGGCAUAAAGAAGUUACUCAUGCUCAUUGAAAUGGCGGCGCAGAUGGAUCCCGACCACAGAGUCAGCAAGUUCCUGAGUCUACUGAAAGAUGAAGGAGCACUGGGUUCUAAUAAGUUUGCAAUGAUCUAGACUCAGUGGAGCCACGUAGUGAAAAAGAGGCAUCCUUCAACGUUGCUGAGGAACGGAAGCCUGAAAGAGGCUGGCAGAAGGAAGCAAGCGAGAGAUAGUUUCCAUCUCUUUCUCUCUCGCUCUCUCUCUGCAUCCUUCCUUCCCAUCCCUGAAGCUCUGCGUGCUUCUCUCUGCACUGCAGCAGCCAACCAGGCAACCCUCUCCUCCUCAGCACGAUGUGGAAAAAAAACAAAAAACAAAAAAAAAAACAGUGUAAAUUAAGACAAAUGAGCUGUGUUCAUUUGUGUAUAUUUCAGUUCCUAAAGAUCAGUGCUGUUAUCUAUUUGUGAUGCCCUUUAGCACUCCAUUGGGAUUUUAUACAUAAAAAAGCCAAGGUGAAAGAUACACUUCUACGGCAAGUACACGUGCAUGCACGAACACUAAUUAAGAUACUGUUUGUUUAUAUCGGCCUGAUUUCUGUGCACGGAUUUGUAAUCUGAUCAUUCCAGGACAUGGUGGCUCUGUGACUUAAAGAUUUGUUCCUAUCAUGUUGUUUACUUGCUUGUAUCAGACCUUUUUUUUUUAUUUUAUGAAUAAAUUAAUUCUAUUACUAAUAAGAAACACUGAAGUAUCUGGACUUUAUAAUAAAAAUGAAUGACCGCCAAACAUUUUAAAGGGAAGUUAUCUCACACACGAGGGACUUCUGCUGCUUGAGAAAUGUGUACGCUGCUUUCAGCCCAGACGGUUUGAUGUAUAGUAUAAAAUCCACCGAGGAAUAUUCAGGCCUUCAUCAUUUAGUGGAAAUUGCCCAAGUAGCCCCAGAAAAACAUCUCUCAAUUUACCGUCUCUAUAGAAACCAAUACUGUUUGUUUUUUUUUUUUUUGUUAGUAUUCUUCUAAUAAUUACGAUUAUACCAAAAUCAUUAUAAAGCGUCUCAUAAUUAUGAGAAAUUUGGCAUCUCAUGAAGGAAGCUACACAGACGUUGGCGGUUAAAGAAUAAGUUCACAUUCUUUGAUGUCCGUCUUACUUAAAAACAUUAAAAUUAACACUCACGUUGCCCAAAUGUACUUCGAAACAGAACAUUAACGAUUCUAACGCUGGGGAACGAAGUCCACAGUUGUUUCGUGCAAAGAUUCAUCCUCGAGUUCAACUUCAAGCUGAUGUGAGGCUGAAUUUGCCAAAUCGAGUGGGUAUCUGUCAAAGUUGAGUCUUUUUUAGCGCAGAAAUUCCCUCCUAUUGUUUCCCAGCUUCAGUGUUUCCUCCACUAAGCUGUGGUUGAGUUUGGAAAAUACCGGCUUUGAUUUCACCAACACUGACUGCUGAAGCCGCAUGUUAGCUUUCUGACUAAAACUCUGUGGUGCGUUCCAUUCGAGUCUGAGGUCGGAAACUUCCAAGUUGAAAUAGUCAGAAUUCAGAGCUCGAAAUCGUUUCACGACUCUUUUUAGGCAGAGAAAAUGACUACAUGGCCUUCAGUUGAGAUCUUACCAUUUCAAGGUUUUGAUUUCAUGUUUACUUCUCGUCUUCACUUCUCGGUGAAGUUGAGGUGCCUCGAGUUUCCGAGUCGGAGCUCCGACUUUGAGAGCUCUUCCCUCAUACGUUGUCAAGUACAGCAGGAGGUUUGUCCCCCAUCAUUUAUAUUGAAAUCAUCUCUUCAGGCCCAGUAUGGACGAGAGGAAUGAGUACAGCAACCGAGAAUGGUUUAAUUGUACAUGUGAGUUGUUUUAAGACACACUUUAAGAAAUGUGAAUCUGUCCUUUAACCUACAAAUCAUCUUUGUUGGGUGAGAAAACACUGCAUGCCAAACAUUUACCGAGUAGCUACACGUGUGUCGGCUACAAUGACAGUAAAACCGUUGGAUGCAGAUUUCUGGAUCCAGUCUGUAAUGAUUGUAACCCAAAGUAUCAAAUAUGUUGUUUCAUGUAUCAUCUUCCUCAUAACCGUGCUUGUGGUCUUCUUCUUCUGUAUUCGUUUUUUUAAACAAGUGAAAAUAAAUAAAAACAAUCCAGUGAUAGUGAAUUAUUAGCUGUGACGUUUGCAUUUCUGUCUGUCUGUAACUCAAGAAUGUUGACUUUUCACCUUUUUGUAAACAUAUUGCGAACUAAUGCAAUAAAAGUGGAUAAUAUGUAUCCUA